This is a messenger RNA of Quercus robur (English oak), 1171 nucleotides long. RefSeq names its product PHD finger protein ALFIN-LIKE 2-like. The coding region runs from base 236 to 961 and encodes 241 amino acids. Gene Ontology annotation, cellular component: nucleus. Lineage: Eukaryota; Viridiplantae; Streptophyta; Magnoliopsida; Fagales; Fagaceae. Gene Ontology annotation, molecular function: transcription coregulator activity; histone binding; transcription cis-regulatory region binding. The transcript has 5 exons. The record is from RefSeq and is a predicted model, not a curated record. Gene Ontology annotation, biological process: regulation of DNA-templated transcription.
UUCAAUACUAGUUCCUCGUACAACACACCCAAAGCGAACGAAUCUGAGUCUGAAGCCCUCGAACCCAUCGAUACUCUCUCUCUCUCUCUCUCUCUCUCUUUCUCUGUGACUCUGUGUUUGUAGUUGUAGUAACUAAAAAUGCUGAGGCUGUAACUAAAUCUGCUGUACUAUACUUGUAGUUUUAAUUUUCUUUUUAAAAUUAUAUUUCUUUAUUAAAAAAAAAAAAAAACAGAAAAUGGCUUCCAUUUCUUCAAGCCCUCGCACCGUCGAAGAGAUCUUCAAAGACUACACCGCUCGUCGCUCUGCUCUCCUUCGUGCUCUCACCUACGAUGUGGACGAAUUCUACACGCUUUGCGAUCCAGAGAAGGAGAAUUUGUGUUUGUACGGACACCCAAACGAGUCAUGGGAGGUGACUUUGCCGGCGGAGGAAGUUCCGCCGGAGCUUCCCGAGCCGGCUUUGGGGAUCAAUUUCGCGAGAGAUGGGAUGAAGCGUAUGGACUGGCUUUCGUUGGUUGCGGUGCACAGUGAUUGUUGGUUGCUCUCUGUGGCUUUCUACUUUGGUGCACGGCUUAAUCGAAAUGAGAGGAAGCGUCUAUUUAGCCUGAUAAAUGAUCUGCCCACAGUCUUCGAAGUUGUAACUGGAAGGAAGCCUACAAAAGACAAGCCUAGUGUGGAUGGUGGAAGCAAAUCUAGGAAUAACACAAAGAGAUCAAUUGAUGGGCAGAUGAGAAGCAAUGCUAAGUUACUUGAUGAAAGUUAUGUUGGAGAGGAUGAAGAUGAGCACAGUGAAACUCUUUGUGGGAGCUGUGGUGGAAAUUACAGUGCUGAUGAGUUUUGGAUUGGUUGUGAUAUCUGCGAGAGGUGGUACCAUGGGAAGUGUGUGAAGAUAACUCCAGCCAAGGCAGAAACCAUCAAGCAGUACAAAUGCCCUACUUGCAGCACCAAGAAAGGCAGGCCUUAGUAUCUGAUGUAAAUCUUUUGGAGGGGUUUACCUCAUUGUUUUAGUCACUGAUAUUGUUGUAAUGCAGUGCUGGUAUAUGUCGUAGGCUUUUGGGUAGCAUAAUACUUAUCCUUAACAGGUACUCUUGGUUGAAGUUUGAAUUGUCCACUUCUACAAUGCAUAUUCCUUUUAUGUAUUUCUUUGUCUAAUAUAGAUGUCGUUUUAUGAUAA